Molecule: messenger RNA, 3066 nt
Organism: Penicillium roqueforti
Lineage: Eukaryota; Fungi; Ascomycota; Eurotiomycetes; Eurotiales; Aspergillaceae
Product: putative C6 transcription factor (Mut3)
Exons: 5
Coding region: 1-3066 (1021 amino acids)
Biological process (GO): DNA-templated transcription; positive regulation of transcription by RNA polymerase II
Cellular component (GO): nucleus
Molecular function (GO): sequence-specific DNA binding; DNA-binding transcription factor activity, RNA polymerase II-specific; zinc ion binding
Source: RefSeq, a predicted model, not a curated record
AUGGCGACUACGACGAGCCCUCUUUCUGGCGAGAAUGAGGAGGAUCCCGCGCCCAUGACCGACUUGAAGUAUUCGCAUGAUGACGAUCACCACGAUACUCCUACCCCUGAUGCCACCAUCAUGGACUCCAAAUCACUGCCGGCGCAGAAGAGACGGCGCGUUGGCCGCGCAUGCGACGAGUGUCGUAGGAAGAAAAUCAAGUGCGAUGGCAAACAGCCGUGUACUCAUUGCACUGUUUAUAGUUAUGAUUGCUCAUAUGACCAGCCUUCCAACCGUCGUCGGAAUCCCGCCCCGCAAUAUGUCGAGGCCCUGGAAAAUCGCCUUCAAAAAGCCGAAGCGCUACUCCGAAUCGUUCUUCCAAAUGUCGACCUCGAUGAUCCACAACUAGACCUGCAUGCGACAGAACAGAAAUUCACAGCCGCGCAAAAAUCAAAAGCGACGGAAGAUGUCAGACCGUCAGGCGCACUUGACCCGGCGCAAGAAGGCGCAGACGAGGGACUACUCGAAACCAUGGUCGAUAAUUCGGGCUGCUUAGAUCGAGAUGACCAAGGCCAUUGGGAUUAUCACGGUCACACCUCGGGCGUUCUCUUUGUUCGCCGGUUGCGCAAACAGCUGGGCGCCGCGGAUAUUACAGCGCCUAUGGCUCGAUCGCGCCCCUCGAUAAGUGCGCAUAUGAUGGAUAGUCCGAAGUCUGUGUCCGAGUCGCCUCAAGAUUCAACAUUACCUCCCACACAUGACCUGCCGCCGCGGGCGGCUGCGCGCCGUUUGUGCCACAAUGCGAUCGAUCAUGCCUGCUCCUUGAUGAAAUUUGUGCAUAUACCCUCUUUUUUUGCAAGUCUGGAGCGCAUUUACGAUACUCCCCCGGAACAAUUCACAAACCAAGAUCACUCCUUCUUGCCGCUUUUAUAUAUUGCCAUUGCCGUUGGCUGCUUGUUCUCGGACGAUGAAUCAGGACAGGGUACCUUGGAUUUGGCUGGCUACGAAGGCGCAAUAGGCCAAGGGUUCCAAUUCUUCAAGGCCGGUCGACAACUACUGGAGAUCACUGACUGCCGUGACUUGGUUUCUCUACAAGCAAUCUGCUUUAUGGUUCUCUUCCUCCAAUCAUCCGCGAAGCUGAGCACAUGCUAUUCAUAUGUGGGAAUUGCACUUCGUUCAGCACUGCGAUUAGGUCUCCAUCGCUCUGUUGCGGCAGACUUCAAUCCCCUCGAACGAGAGCUUCGAAAGCGCAUCUUCUGGGUCGUUCGGAAGAUGGACAUCUACGUGAGCACAUUAUUGGGUCUUCCCCAGAUCCUGAGUGACGACGAUAUCGAUCAAGAGUACCCAAUGGAAGUUGAUGGUGAUUUCAUCACUUCCGAAGGAAUUACUCAACCCCCGUCUAACUAUACACCGUUGAUGGCUGGAUGCAAUGCACACACUCGUCUUUCCAACAUCAUCUUAAAGGUGGUGAAAUAUAUCUACCCAGUCAAGAAUGCUCGCUAUCGCUCGAAGUCAGACCAGCGAUACAUGGUCAGCCACUCCAAAAUCCGGGAGAUCGAACGAGAUCUGCAAAAUUGGAUGGAGGAAUUACCCCCUGCUCUGCGACCGGGCACAGAAGUGUCGCCCCAGCUAGAACGUGUCCGGCAAUUGCUGCGUAUAAGCUACGCCCACGUCCAGAUGGUCAUGUACCGCCCAUUCCUCCACUACGUCACCGGCGGUUCGCAAGCGCGUGGCGUAGACAAGCGAUCAUAUGCCUGCGCGGCAGCCUGCGUCAGCGUUUCCCGAAAUAUUGUUCACAUCACGACCGGAAUGCAAAAGAGAGGACUGCUCAAUGGAUCCUUCUGGUUUACCAUGUAUACGACCUAUUUCGCUAUCCUCUCUUUGAUCUUCUUCGUGCUUGAGAACCCGGAUUCGCCCACAGCCAAAGAUGGCGUCCUGAAAGAUGCCAUGGAGGGCAAAAAUACUCUAGCCGGAUUGGCCAAGAAGAGUCUUGCUGCCGACCGGUGCUCUCAGAGCUUAAACUGCCUGUUCAAAACAUUGCCCGAGAUGUUGAAAAAUCGCCAGAGCUCAAAGACCCCUGUCAAUCUCAAGCGCCCCGCCCCAUCCAACACCGCCGAGCCUGAGCCGAACAAUGCCGAACCUCAGCCGAAGCCAUCCUUCGAGAAGACGCUGCCAGUUCGGUCAAGCACUUUUCCAGUGCAAAUGAUGUCACAGCCGGCUGUCGCCGAUGAUCAGAAUCGCCGGCAACGAAGUGUGGACAAUGUCCAGCCUGUGACCAAUCGCCCUGCGGCUGAUAUUCAUCACCAGUCCACAUGGAUUUCAACCACGCCUGACCUACUAACAGAAACCAUGACAACCCCGGAACAUAUUUCUUCCUCCAGCAUGACCUCCUCCAUGCCCAAUCAAGAGCCAUCAAGUCUAGCAUGGGCUCAGCAAUUCACCAAUCCAUCCAACCUCCCAGAUCUCAUGCCAAUGAUGUUCCCAUCGGACGAUCCAUUCGCGUAUCCAACACAGCCCAUGUCCACCUUGGAAGAUGCUCACUUCCGGCACGACCCUGCAGGUAUGCCGUCACAGUAUUCCUUCGAUUCAGCCCCAGGCAUGGGGCCCACCACACCAGUGGAUCCCUCCAGCGCAGGGGGCACUCCCACCUUUGACUUUAAAAACAUACCGAACUACCCCAUCACAAAUUCCGCAGGGAUGAAGUCAUCAGUGCCAAGCCACCUCCGCCCCUCCCACUCCCGAACUUCGUCCCGCGUCCACUCCCCAAUAUCGCAGAGCCAGACUCCGACAGAUGCGAGCAGCAGUUCAGACCUGGUCUCAAUCCCGAACCAGAAUUUCGUCUGGCAGGGCUACAAUUUCCAGGCCAACAUCGCAACUGACAUGGCACCUGAAACCGCACCCCAACAGCAAGAGAUGCCCGCUCCAAAUGGAUUGCCUCCUUUCAGCAUGGGCAUCGAUGAGAAUAUAGGCAUGAAUAUGGAUCUAGGGAUAACCUUUGAUGAUCUGUUUGGCAAUAAUGCUGCCUAUCGGCCGGGCAGCGGGGCGUCUGCUGAGGAUUGGGCUCAGUGGAUGAAUGCUAACAGCAUUUAA